Drosophila arizonae is the source of this 1620-nucleotide messenger RNA. RefSeq names its product putative fatty acyl-CoA reductase CG5065. Gene Ontology annotation, molecular function: alcohol-forming very long-chain fatty acyl-CoA reductase (NADP+) activity. Gene Ontology annotation, cellular component: peroxisome. The record is from RefSeq and is a predicted model, not a curated record. NCBI's taxonomy places the organism in Eukaryota, Metazoa, Arthropoda, Insecta, Diptera, Drosophilidae. Gene Ontology annotation, biological process: long-chain fatty-acyl-CoA metabolic process.
CUCUAGCGAUAAAAUGUCGACAAAACCUAAGUUUAAUUUCGAGAAGGAGGGCACCCUGACGAUCGGACAUGUCGACGAGAACGAGGUCGAUCGCGUGGCCGAGAGCUUCAAAGGACGCAGUCUGUUCAUUACGGGCGGCACGGGCUUUCUGGGCAAGGUGCUGGUGGAGAAGCUAUUGCGCUCGUGUGGUGGGCUAAAGCGCAUUUACUUGCUCAUUCGUCCCAAGAAGGGCAAGGAUUCGCAGGAGCGCAUUAAGGAUAUAUUCCAGAAUGUGCUUUUCGACCAGGUGAAGCAGAUGCGCGGCGAACAGCACAUCUUGAACCAGGUGGUGGCCAUAGCCGGAGAUGUGAUGCUGCCCGGCCUGGGCAUCUCUGAGAAGGAUUUGGAAACGCUGCGCAACGAAGUGUCCAUUGUGUAUCACUGCGCAGCUACGGUGCGCUUCGAUGAGCCCUUGCGCAAUGCCGUCUUCAUGAAUACCCGUGGCACCAAGUACAUGCUGGAGCUGGCUGGCACUCUGAAGCAUUUGGAUUUCUUUGCCUACUGCUCGACGGCCUAUUGUCAUUUGCAUGUGAAGACUUUGUAUGAGAAGCCGUAUGAUCCGCCGGCGAAUCCUCACCAAGUGAUUCAGGCGUGCGAGUGGCUAACCGACGAGGAGGUGUCGCUCAUCGAGCGUAAGAUUUUGGGUGAUAUACCCAACACUUAUGCGUAUACCAAGUCCCUGGCCGAGGCCUUGGUUGUGGAGAAAUUCAGCGAAUUGCCAGCUGUUAUUUUACGUCCAUCGAUUGUCAUACCCAUUUGGAAGGAGCCCAUUCCUGGUUGGACCGACAAUAUCAACGGACCCACGGGACUACUGAUUGGCGCCGGCAAAGGUGUCAUACGCACCAUGUACUGCAACUCCUCUGGCUAUGGUGACUUCUUGCCCGUCGAUGUGGCUGUCAAUGGCAUUUUGGUUGCCAGUUGGCGCAACAUUACGGCCGGCACGGAUCACACGAAUCGUGUUGCCCACAUGACCUCCUCGAAUGACAUUAAAGUCUCCUGGGCAGAGAUUAUUGAGCUGGGUCGUUGGGUUAUCGAGAACAAGGUGCCGUUGAAUGGCGUGGCUUGGUAUCCAGGUGGCUCCAUGAAGUCGAACUACUACAUUCAUUACAUCUGCAUGAUUCUCUUCCAAUGGCUGCCAGCUCUGUUUGUGGAUGCGUUGCUCUUGCUUUUCCGAUAUCCGCCUGUUCUCUGUCGGGUCCAGAAUCGCAUUACAAAGGGGUUUGAAGUGUUUGAGUACUAUGCGAACAACGUUUGGAGCUUUGAUAAUUCAGAAGCAGUAAAAUUACGAAAGUUAAUGAAUAAUAAGGAACGCAAAACAUACGUCAUUGAGAAGAUUGAUCUGGAUUUGAUAGACUAUUUCACCAAUUGCGUUCUCUGUGCUCGUCGCUUAAUACUGAAAGAAUCGGAUGAAUCGAUACCCGCGGCCAAGCGACAUAUGAAAAUCAUGUGGUUUGUGGACAAGCUGUUCAAGUGCAUGUGGCUCUUUGGCAUCCUAUAUAUGCUCUAUAGAUGUUUCUUCGCCAGCUAAACUCAGUUUCACAUUAAGUUUAGUUAAGUGCUGGAGACCAAAACCAAGACCGA